Molecule: messenger RNA, 399 nt
Organism: Lycium barbarum (goji berry)
Lineage: Eukaryota; Viridiplantae; Streptophyta; Magnoliopsida; Solanales; Solanaceae
Exons: 1
Coding region: 1-399 (132 amino acids)
Source: RefSeq, a predicted model, not a curated record
AUGGAUUUGGUUCAAAAUCUAUUCAAUGGAGGCUUACUAAAGAUACAAUGGAGAAGAAGAAGAUACCAACGUCUAGAUGGUACUGCAAGGAAGAACAUAAAGGUCACUAAGUUUGGUAGAAACGGCCAAAAGAGAACUUGGAGAAUUAAAGCAAUUCCAAAAUUGAAAUUGAAGAUUUUUUCACCAAUAAAGUUAUGGAACAAAUUCAAGAAUGCUUACAUGAAUAUGAUGCUUCACUUGGCUGGAAAUGUGAAUAAUGGGAAUAUGUUUGGUGCAAAAAGGAUUCCAAAGGCUAGGCAAGUUGAAUUGGCUUAUACAAAUACUGAGUUUGAAAACAGACUAAUAUAUGAGAUUUACAAGUCCAUGGUGCCUUCCAUGGAAUUGUAUCCAAAUCUAUAG